AAAUUUCAAGAGUGAUUAAAGUAAUCAAAAAAUAAGUACAUAGUAAAAUGAACAAAUAUUCGAACGUUACGAACGCAGUUUUAAUUGGCAGUUAGUGUAAAAUAAUUGUAGGUGUUAAAUUCAGAGAAAUUGAUUUCAGUCUUGAUAAGUUAUUCGUUUCUUACAAAACUCCUGAAAUGGCUGUUAACAUGUUUUAUCAAAAGUUUAUUUUAUUUAUUGGGAUUUUCGACCUCGUGGCAGCUGGCAUUUCACCAAUUCAUGAUAUGAAAGAGCAAAUGUCAACCAAAUUCGGGGGCGAAGGUUAUUUACUGAACUCACCGCAUAAAGUUUUAAAGCAACUUGACAAUUCUAUACUAAAAGCAACCAAAAAUGUAACCCAAAACCCUAAAAUGGAAGAAAACCUAUAUCAAAUUUCAAAGGAUCUCGUUAAUGCGAUUCUAUCGAAACUAGACAUACAAGACAAAAUAACAAGAAUCACUAGAGAUGCUCUUGAAAGUCCAGAUAAAAAUAAAGGAAUUACAGCAAUAGAAACGAGACGAAUUUUAGAUUAUUUAUCUAGAACUUUAUCUGGACAUAUAUUAAGCAUAACUAAAAUAUCGACUGAACCUGAAUUGCAUCGACUGGUAUAUGGUUUAGCACAAAUUGCUGCUGAAAUAUCUAUAGUAGCUGCUCUUAAAGAUAUCACAUACCCUUCUGCAUUGUCCAAAAAACAAUCUGUAGAUUUAUCGCUAAGAAAGAAGCGAGCAGCCAAUGAUAUGACUGAAAAAAUUGUUACCACACCUAUUCCAACGCCUUCUAUUUAUAAUGUUAUAUUAAAUAAAACAGAUGCUAUUAAUAAUUUAAAAUCAGUGAAUGUAUCAAUGUUAAGUAAAAGGAAAUUAACUCCGUACUCUGUUUUAUCUAGAAUUGAUAGAAAACCAUUGCUGUUACUAAAUACACAAUUAGCAAUGCCAGCUAUAACGAAAGGUUUUUUGAAUCAAACUGUAUUAGAUGCCGGCAAUACCAAUACCAGUACCAACGAAACAGAAGGAAUAUUUAUAGAAAAUUCGAUUAAUGGUACUCAUUAUGUAAUUGCUACACAGACAUUAGAAAAUCAAGAAUCAACUGCACCGGAUCAACUCGUAGAUGACUGGUUAGAUUCUAAGGAUAAUAUGUUUAAAUCUCCAUUAAGAUCAGACAUAGUAGCUGAAUUGGAACUGGAUCAAGCUGAAGGUGACGAGGACGCUAUAAACAAUAAAAAGGCUAAAUUAAAAUUAGAACGGCUUGAAGUGAAAGCAAAGAAAGCUAUUCUUUACGCUGGAGACGUUGCUUAUCUCACUGCAGCUAGUGUUGUGGCAUUGAGACGAGCUUUAACCGCGUCCAUUGAAGUUAAAAUGUCUGUGACAUUUGCUAAGAACGGAAUGACUUCUCAUCAAGACCUAAUGAUGAAUUUGGCAAAAACAGCCGCCCAGCAAGCUGGAAAAGAAGCAAAGAUUGCAUCUUCAAAAUCUCUUGCCUGCGAAAGAGUUAUAAAAUUGGCACUGAAGUACACAGCACAAUCAUAUGGUGCCAAUCUCAAUCAUGUCGCAAACAGAGUAAUCAUGGACACGCUGUCUUUGGCGACUCUUGCUAAAUCCAUGGCGUUUGUGUCAUCCGAUAUCGCAAUAAAUUCUUUGUACCAGGCAACUGAAAUGAAACCUCCAUCGUGAAAUUUAAAAGUAAAUAGUAACGAUUAGUAUUUAAGUUAAUUCAACACGUUUAUUUCACAUUUCUAUAUUGCGUAGUUAUUGGUAUUUAAAAUUGAAUGUAAUAAAAUAUAUAUGUUCUUUAA
Molecule: messenger RNA, 1810 nt
Organism: Plodia interpunctella (Indianmeal moth)
Lineage: Eukaryota; Metazoa; Arthropoda; Insecta; Lepidoptera; Pyralidae
Exons: 2
Coding region: 177-1688 (503 amino acids)
Source: RefSeq, a predicted model, not a curated record